This is a messenger RNA of Paramuricea clavata, 2198 nucleotides long. Lineage: Eukaryota; Metazoa; Cnidaria; Anthozoa; Malacalcyonacea; Plexauridae. The record is from the annotation of a GenBank genome assembly.
AAUUGACAAGCUGUGCAUGAAUAAAUAUAGACGAAAAUAAAAUUGUUCAUGUUAAAUUAUUGAGCUCAUUUCUUUAAACUUGACGCUCUUUCUGGCCUUGGUCAGUUAAAACUACAAAUAAAUUAAAUAUAACCUGUGCAACAUAUGGCAGAGUCUAAAAGUUUCAGUGUAACCAUAAAAUGGAGUGGUAGUGAAUAUGUUGUUGAGAAUAUUGAGCCUUCUUGGACAGUACUACAACUGAAACAACAAAUAUGUAAACAGACUGGCGUGCUACCUGAAAGACAGAAGCUGUUAGGUCUAAAAUAUAAAGGUUAGCAAAAUGUUUGGAUUUUAUAAUUAUCUAUUAAUUCUAUAUAACAGGGGAGGGGGCUCAGGGUGAGGCCAUGAGGGGAAUUACCGAAUUAAUCACCCUAUUAUGGAGACAGGCAAUGGUGAAUUUGUAAGAUAAGCUGCACUGGCCUCUUAUUGUAAAUGUUUUGAAAUCUUUGAAUACCAGCACAUAUACUGUAUAUUACCUUUUUCUAAUUGUAAAGACAGGCCAUAAAUUAACUUGGUCAGUUUAGAAGGAUAUUUUAUCGACCAUCUGGAUUCAUCCCCACCAGCCAGUUGAUGUAAAUUAUCCUGUCCAGACAGUGGGGGGAUGCACCUCCCUAUCCGCACAGUAUUGGCACAAAUGGUAGCCGUUGGCUAAGCUCUCUAAAACUGACAAUGUUGUGAAUUAAUCAAAUUAUAAAAAUUAUCAAAAGGACUUUUAAUAGUACUGACUUGCUGAUGAGAUUAGAAUUUUUUAACGAAGCUAGUGGAAGUAUGAAUUAUGUUAAUUACUGGUUAUUAUGAUCAAAGGCAAAGUUCCAGGAGAUGAUAUCAAGGUGUCCUUGCUGUCUCUAAAGCCAAAUGCUAAAGUCAUGAUGAUGGGUACAAGAGAAGAAAAUUUGGUAAAGUAUAAAACAUUCAUUGUUAGGACUUUGGUGAAGAUACAGGAUAAUGUAUAGAAAUAGGUUAUUUUAGAAGAUUCACACUCUAGAAAUUUCUGCCAUCUGGAAGCAGAGGGGGGAAAUCUACUUCUGAUAAUAGGAAAUGCACUAGAACAUCCAAAGGGGGGAGGGGUUAAACUUCCAAUUUCCUCCAUCGGGCAGGUGUAGAUGUUUCUGGAAUGACUUAAUGGCAGGUUUCCCAACAUAUAUUUUUUCCAGCCAAAUCAAUAAGCCGUCCUCUCUAUUACCACUUUAAACAUGUUUGAAAUAAGUACCCCCCUUAUGUUAUAUUAUAACAUAUUGUCCACUAUCAAAGGCAAGUGUUCUGGCAUCAUCCAGUGAAAAAGAUGGUGGUGAUGUAAUCAAUGAUUUUGAUAUUGAAGAAGAGGAAAUUCUUAUAGAAAACAGGUUGGAAAGUGUGGGAAACUAAAUAUUAGCAGUUUAGCAGGUCAUAUUUAUAGUUUGUUGAAGAAAUUCUUAUUGAACAGAAGUUGGAAAUUGUAGAAAACUUGUAAUGGAAAGAGCUUGGCAUAGUAUAUAUGGAGGAAUUAUCCAAAGGAAAUUAUUAAACAUCAUGACAAUCACUGCAUGGAGAAAUUAGUAUCCAGGAUUUUGAGUUUGGUUCAAAUCCCCAUUUGGAUUUGAUAUUAGACACUCAACUAACUUCAAUUAUGCACAAAUUAUCUUAACUUCAGACAGCCAACUGUUGACUUCAAAAUAGCUACGCCUACGAUUUGAAGUUUUCCAUUUGCAAUUAGCCAGUCUGCCAUUAAUGCACAAGGUUCUGAUAAUAAAAUUCUGUCUUAGAGAUGAAUAUUUGGCUAAAAUCGCGAGACGAGUCAAGGAAUAUGAGGUCAAAGUGUUGAAUGAGCCUCGAUCCGGAAAGAAACUGUUGGUCUUGGAUGUUGAUUACACGUUAUUUGGUAGGAAUGUGCUGUUUCCAAAAAUUAAAGUAUCAUCGGCAAAUAUAUCGCCAUGCAAAACUACAAAGAAAUUAGAAAUGAAUUUGUUCGAAUUGUAUUUUACUAAAAUAUGUAGUGGUUAAUAGAAUUAAUUAAUUUCUUCCAGUAAUUUUAUAAAUCUGCUCCAAACACGCAAUCAAACAGCGGCCAGUCCGCAACCAAUCCACAUGAAGUUGGACCACAUUAGUACAUUACGGCAUUAGAAAGGUUCAGAUUUGAUUUCCACUAAUACUACCACUACCUGGCUUAGUACGUGUCUAAU